GAUAAAGCACCUAAAAUAAUCAUGGAUCAUCUACAGCUAUUAAACGACAAAAUCGAUGUUCAACAAAUUUAUAGCUUAGUAAACGACGCAAGUUGCGGGGCAUGUUCUCUCUUUGUGGGAACAACACGUGACAGUUUCGAGGGCAAAAAGGUGAUUUCUUUGGAGUACGAGGCAUAUGAGAACAUGGCUUUGAAAGAAAUGAGAAUUAUUUGCACAGACCUGAGAGUUCGUUGGCCUUAUCUGAAGCAUAUUGCAAUAUUUCAUAGACUUGGUGUAGUUUCAAUAGGCGAAGAAAGCGUAGUGAUCGCUGCUUCUGCCCCACAUCGAGCUGACGCGUUAGACUCGGUUGCAUUUGCCAUAGAUCAGCUGAAAGCUCGCGUUCCCAUAUGGAAGAAGGAAGUGUACGAGAGUGCAUCUAGCGAGUGGAAGGCGAACAAAGAGUGCUUGUGGUCCAAAGGGACUAAAUCGAAUCCGAAGAGUUUUGAUUUUUUAUCUUGUAAAAUUGAUCAAGCCGUUGAAAAUGUUCCGGGAAAAUUUGUGCAGGUUCGGGUCAACGAUGGCGAACUUGAUCGACGCGUCAAUUGUUUCUUAAAGCGAAAACGAUAUGAAAUAAAUUUACAUAAUAUAAUUGACUUCAAGCAACAUGUAAAAUGUGCAAACAUACCAGACACAAUGAAUGAUUCAUGUGCUCGCACCCAAAGCAUCCUUUUUAAACAGGAGCAGUCAAGAGGUCAUUUAAAAGUUCGAAGGACUUUUAAUGAGCAAGGCCCUCAAACAAAACCCAACUAUUCCUUUGAAUUGAACAAAUUAAUGGUAUUACAUAAGAAUACCAAAAGUGCUUCUAAAGACUCACUCAAUUUAAUUGGAAAUGCACGUUUAAGAGACAUUGAGCAUUUUUUAAACGUUCAUACUAACGAAUGCAAUAGCAUUUUUAAUAGAAUUAAACAUAUGGAAGAUAAGAUUUUGUUCUUAGAAUCCAUUUGCCCGGAGUACAAAUAUUACAUUCAGGCCGAGAUUGACCUGGAAAAACCUUUAAUUAAACGCCCAAAAAGAAAAGUCCACAGUGCUGUUGCAUUAGAUUCCAUAAUAUCUAAAAUUAAUAAAGAAAUUUAAAUAACGAAAGAAAUAAAAUGUUGUAUUCAUCAUAGAGCUGUAAAAACUUCGAUAGGGUCCUAUUCGAUGUUUUCGAUAGUCAUAGUCCAAACUACCGAUGUUUUCGAUAGUAUCAAUGGGAUUUGCAUCUUGUUCUUUUUUUUGUAUUUUAAGCUUAUUUU
Molecule: messenger RNA, 1274 nt
Organism: Drosophila busckii
Lineage: Eukaryota; Metazoa; Arthropoda; Insecta; Diptera; Drosophilidae
Gene: Mocs2B
Product: molybdopterin synthase catalytic subunit
Exons: 5
Coding region: 22-1113 (363 amino acids)
Biological process (GO): Mo-molybdopterin cofactor biosynthetic process
Cellular component (GO): cytosol
Molecular function (GO): molybdopterin synthase activity
Source: RefSeq, a predicted model, not a curated record